UUGUCGCUUAAACCAGGACUUACUUGAAAGUUUUUUUUCGCGCCUCAGAAGCAUCGGCGGUACUUACGAUAACCCUACACCAACAGAUUUCAAGUACAGGUUCAGACAAAUGUUACUAGGAUCUGAACUUCCUCUGCCACAAGGCGCAUGUGUUGAAGACGAUAGUUUGAAGCAAAAACCAUAUCUGACCAGCCAGAUGUUCACCGAAUUGAAUUUAAACAUUCCAGAAAACAAGAACGAAUAAAACGAGGCGGUUCAAGAUGAUUUGUUCACGCCCUUGACUACGUCAUGGGAAGAGAAUGAAGCAUUAAGAUAUGUAGCUGGAUAUUUGAUUCAUGCAAGCGAGGACGCUAAUCUAAAAAGUAUUGAAGAAACAGAAAACAAAGGUAAUUAUCAUAAUUUUAUUUGUUGCUAUGAUUUAUUUUAUUUUAUUCCCUGUUUACUGUAGGAUUGUGUGUUUUGAUUUUUAUAGAUGGAUGGAUAGAAAUACUGAGUCGCGGAAAAUUGACUGUCCCGUCAUCAAAAUUUGUGAAAACUGUACAGCAUGCUGAAGAAAUAUUUAAAACACAUCACGGGUUAGGAUUACAGAACGGAAAAGGUGUUGUGCGAAACUUUUUCGUGAAACUAGUAGAACAUUUUCCAGAUGUUAACAAAAAAGUUUUAAUGAAGUUUGCAAGAACCAGAACUUUUAUUAGACUUCGGCAUUUAAAUCGUCAAGCAAAAAUUGCAAGCACGGAAAAGAAAAGGCAGAAGAAGCUUGCACAGCUUGUUCAGAAAACCAGAAAUUAAGGUACCGGCAGACGCGGUUCAGCUCGCGGCGCAUGCGCAAGCGCGUGGUGUUCAAGAACGGCGACUGCAACGUGGUGCAGGGCCGCGUGGCGAAGCGGCGGCGCCGCUACCUGCAGGACAUCUUCACCACGCUGGUGGACGCUCAGUGGCGCUGGACGCUGCUCGUGUUCGCCAUGCACUUCCUGCUCAGCUGGCUGGGCUUCGCCGUGCUGUGGUGGCUGAUCGCGCUCACGCACGGCGACCUCAGCCCGCUCAACAACGCCAAGGUCGCAUCGUUGCUCGGGACCAACGCGACCAACCCGAACUGGACGCCGUGCGUCCGCGAGGUGUACAGCUUCUCGUCGUGCUUCCUGUUCAGCGUGGAGACGCAGCACACCAUCGGCUACGGCUCGCGGCACACCACGGAGGAGUGUCCCGAGGCCAUCUUCGUCAUGUGCCUGCAGAGCAUCACCGGGGUCAUGAUCCAGGCCUUCAUGGUCGGCAUCGUGUUCGCCAAGCUGUCGCGGCCCAAGAAGCGCACGCAGACCUUGCUCUUCAGCCGCAACGCCGUGAUCUGCCAGCGCGACGGCUUCUUCUGCCUCAUGUUCCGCGUGGGCGACAUGCGCAAGUCGCACAUCGUGGAGGCGCACGUGCGCGCGCAGCUCAUCAAGCGGAAGGUGACGCAGGAGGGCGAGCUGCUGCCCUACUACCAGCAGGAGCUGAAGGUGGGCGGCGACGGCGAGGAGGACAAGAUCUUCUUCAUCUGGCCCACCACCAUCGUGCACAAGAUCGACGCGUCCAGCCCGCUGUACCCCUUCUCCGCCGCCGAGAUGGUGCGCGAGCGCUUCGAGAUCGUCGUCAUCCUCGAAGGCGUGAUCGAGUCGACGGGCAUGACGACGCAGGCGCGCUCGUCCUACCUGCCGAACGAGAUCCUGUGGGGCCACCGCUUCGAGCCGCUCGUCACUUUCCGCAAGGACACGGGCGAGUACGAGGUGGACUACAGCCUGUUCAACAACACCUACGAGGUGGACACCCCGCUGUGCAGCGCCAAGACCCUGGACGAGCUGCGCAGGUUGCAGAGCCUGCACGGCGACAGGGCCGAUCGCGCGGCGGCGCCGCGGGGCGCGCUGGACGCGCUCGAGCUGGGCAGCAUCGACUCCAACAGCGGCUCGACGGAGGAGCAGCCCUCCGUGCUGACGGCGACCACGCCCACCGACCACCCGGGCCCGCCCGAGUCGCGCAUAUAACGCUGGUCGCCGCGCGCCGCCCUCCCGGGCAGGUGACCUUGACGCGGGACCCGGUUCCCGACGGGGGUUGAGGGGAGGCGAGGACGGACGCGGCGGAGGGCGGCCGCUGAGGGACAAGGGAGUGUGCUGCUGCGGAGAGCGCUAUGCCCGCGACGGCCCCGGGGGGUCCACGCACCAUCGACGAAGGAGGCGGGCCUCGUCGGAGCUCGCCGUAGUCGCUCUGACGAGACCCCCGUCAACCCUCCCCCCCCCCCCCUCAACGAGUUCCCGACCCGACGUUCCACGCUUCCACGUAACCGGCUCGGCCAAUAGCGGGGGCCCGGCGCCCCCCACCGCCGUAUAAAGCGUCACGCCGCGGCGCGGCUGGAGCUCAGUGCUCGCUUGACCUCGCGCGCGGGAGCUUCGACCCCCCCCCCCCCCUUCUCCCCUCUUGUGGUCCGCGGCGUGGUCCGAGACGCCCGAGCGAGUGAACCCAGGGAGUGCCGGCUCGCCCAGAUGGUGUGGUGCUCGCGGGAGGCGGCCGCGGCGGCGGCGCCAGCGCCCCGGGAGGCGGCUGCGACGCCCCCGGAGGAAGGCGGGACUAUGAGCGCGUCCUGACGAAGAAG
Molecule: messenger RNA, 2620 nt
Organism: Bacillus rossius redtenbacheri
Lineage: Eukaryota; Metazoa; Arthropoda; Insecta; Phasmatodea; Bacillidae
Product: ATP-sensitive inward rectifier potassium channel 12-like
Exons: 7
Coding region: 822-2015 (397 amino acids)
Biological process (GO): potassium ion import across plasma membrane; regulation of monoatomic ion transmembrane transport
Cellular component (GO): plasma membrane
Molecular function (GO): inward rectifier potassium channel activity
Source: RefSeq, a predicted model, not a curated record